AUGUGUGCAGCGCAGGGAAAGGUAAAGCUGAGAGCAGGCUCACUUGGAGGCUGGGUCGACGGACAGGAAGGGGCCGUCAGUCGGUCCGUUGGGUCGGUCCGUGGCCGAGCUGGUCAUCGAGGCUGGAGGCGAGGUGAGGAAGAGACUCGCGCGAGGUCGUCCGGACAGACCGGCCCAGGCGUCGGGCACAGCAUCACCUUCUCUGCUUCCAUCACAACCGCCAUCUUCAAUAUCAACAACAGCAAAGACGACGAAAUCAACACCAACUCGACCAGCUCAUUGUUUAUCAUCCUCAUUACAAUCUCUACUCCACACGCCUCUGGUUCGACCCUCUCUUCCAUCACAACCGCCAGCACCAUUCUUCGAACAAUGCUGAACUUGUGUACAUUGAAGCGACGCCAACAUAAUGAAUGGAUGCCCACCAGAGCGGAAGUUCUCGCUUAA
Protopolystoma xenopodis is the source of this 444-nucleotide messenger RNA. The record is from the annotation of a GenBank genome assembly. NCBI's taxonomy places the organism in Eukaryota, Metazoa, Platyhelminthes, Monogenea, Polystomatidea, Polystomatidae.